GGGGAGGGAGUCACAGGUUCAGCGCACGCGAGGGUUGGGCGCGCGCAGCCGGCACGCGGGCGAAAGUCCUCGGAGGCGCGGCGGGCGGUGCCGAGACACAGGCGCUGCUGCAGGAGCAGCGGCCCGCACCCGCCGCAGCGCUCGCCGCCGUCAGCGGCCCUCGCGCCUCCGGUGUCCGGGCUCACUGAGGAACCCCCCCACCCCUCGCCGGUUCCAGUAGUGCGCGCAAUGGCCCCUCGCAAGAACGCCAAGGGCGGCGGAGGCAACAGCAGCAGCAGCAGCAGCAGCAGCGGCUCUGGCAGCGGCUCCGGCAGCGGCUCCGGCAGCGGCAGCCCGGGCGCGGGCACCAGCGGCGGCAGCAGCAGCCCCGGGGCCCGGAGAGAGACAAAGCAUGGAGGACACAAAAACGGGAGGAAAGGAGGACUUUCUGGAAGUUCAUUUUUCACGUGGUUUAUGGUCAUUGCAUUGCUGGGCGUCUGGACUUCAGUAGCUGUCGUUUGGUUUGAUCUUGUUGAUUAUGAGGAAGUUUUAGGAAAACUAGGAGUCUAUGAUGCUGAUGGUGAUGGAGAUUUUGAUGUGGAAGAUGCCAAAGUUUUACUAGGCCUUAAAGAAAGAUCUGCUUCAAAGCCAACAGUCCCACCUGAAGAAGCUGAGCCAUACCCGUGGCUGGAGGAGCAGGUUCCCGAGGACUCAGGACCUCGGAAUAUUGAAGAUGAAGUAGAAGAGCAAAUUCAGCCCCUUCUCCAUGAGUCAGUCUACACAGAACAUGGGGAUGAUGAUGUACAGCAAGAAGAGGCUGGACAAGCAAGAGAACCACAGCUGGAAGAUGAUGAUUUCCUCGUAGGAAGUGAUGCAGAUGAUGGAUUUGAGCCCUUGGAGACCAGAACAUUUCAUGAAGAAAUUGAAGAUAGUUACCCUGUAGAAGAGACAGCUUCACAGGUUUAUAAUCAGGAUAUGGAAGAGAUGAUGUAUGAGCAGGACAAUCCAGAUUCCAUGGAGCCAGUAGUGGGUGAUGAUGAAAGAAGGUACCAUGAAGCAGAUGACCUUACAUACCAAGACUAUGAUGAACCAGUAUACGAACCAUCGGAAAAUGAAGGUCUAGAAAGUUCGGAUAAUGCUGUAGAAGAUUCAAACAUAAUUUUAGAAGAAGCGCACAUGCCCCCUGCUGAAGAACAACAGGAAGUACCACUAGUUAAGAAAAAGAAGCCUAAACUAUUAAAUAAAUUUGAUAAGACUAUUAAAGCUGAACUUGAUGCUGCAGAAAAACUUCGUAAAAGGGGAAAAAUUGAAGAAGCAUUGAGUGCAUUCCAAGAACUAGUGCGCAAAUACCCUCAGAGUCCACGGGCAAGAUACGGAAAGGCACAGUGUGAAGACGAUCUGGCUGAGAAAAGAAGGAGCAACGAGGUGCUGCGUGGGGCCAUCGAAACCUACCAGGAGGUGGCCAGCCUGCCUGAUGUCCCCACAGACUUGCUGAAGCUGACCUUGAAGCGGCGCUCGGACAGACAGCAGUUUCUGGGUCACAUGAGAGGCUCCCUGAUUACCCUACAGAAGUUAGUUCAGCUGUUUCCUGAUGAUAUGUCUUUAAAGAACGACCUUGGAGUGGGGUAUCUCUUGAUAGGGGAUAAUCACAACGCUCAGAAAGUCUAUGAAGAGGUUCUGAAUGUGACACCGAACGACGGCUUUGCUAAAGUACAUUAUGGCUUUAUCCUGAAGGCACAGAACAAAAUUGCUGAGAGCAUUCCCUAUUUAAAGGAGGGAAUAGAAUCUGGAGAUCCCGGCACUGAUGAUGGGAGGUUUUACUUCCACCUGGGGGAUGCCAUGCAGCGGGUUGGGAACAAAGAGGCAUAUAAGUGGUAUGAGCUUGGGCACAAGAGGGGCCAUUUUGCAUCUGUAUGGCAGCGCUCUCUCUACAACGUGCAUGGACUGAAAGCCCAGCCCUGGUGGACCCCAAAAGAAACAGGCUACACAGAAUUAGUGAAGUCCUUAGAAAGAAACUGGAAAUUAAUCCGUGACGAAGGCCUUGCAGUGAUGGAUAAAGCCAAGGGCCUCUUCCUGCCUGAAGAUGAAAACCUGAGGGAGAAGGGCGACUGGAGCCAGUUUACGCUGUGGCAGCAAGGAAGAAAAAAUGAAAAUGCCUGUAAAGGAGCUCCUAAAACCUGUUCAUUACUAGAUAAAUUUCCCGAGACGACAGGAUGCCGAAGAGGACAGAUCAAAUACUCGGUCAUGCACCCGGGAACACACGUGUGGCCGCACACGGGGCCCACCAACUGCAGGCUUCGAAUGCACUUGGGCUUGGUCAUUCCCAAGAAAGGCUGCAAGAUCCGCUGCGCCAACGAGACCAAGACAUGGGAAGAAGGCAAGGUGCUCAUCUUUGAUGACUCUUUCGAGCACGAGGUGUGGCAGGACGCCGCGUCUUUCCGGCUGAUCUUCAUCGUGGAUGUGUGGCACCCAGAGCUGACACCCCAGCAGAGACACAGCCUUCCUGCGAUUUAGCAUGUCGUGCAGGCUUGGGACACACUGGAGAGAGGCUGCCUGCUGGCUCAAUCUCCUCGGGUGUGGGGACAGAGGUUCCAAGUUUGAGGGCCCAUCAUUCUCUUGAUGGGCAGCUCUCCCAAUUCUAAGGCUCCUCCUAGGGUUAGAAGACACUAAACGGAAUAUUUUGCCUUGCUGCAGUUCACGUUGAAAGCCCCCCACUGUCCAUCCCACGACAGCACCCAUCAUCUGAUGCCGUAUUUGCAGUGAAGAUGUGAGAGCUUCUGCCUUGUCAGCCAAAGAUAUUUUUCCCCCUUUGAAGAGGCCUCAGUCAGUGUACAAAGAGAAUUCGUGUAGAAACUGUGAAUGGGUCACUUCAGUUUGUAAUUUUUCUAUGCAAUUAUAUUUUUCUAGGGUAUCUAGGCCAUGGUUUUCAUCAUGUACCACUACUUUUUUGUUGAGUUUAAUAAUAAGCUGUGUAAAUGCUUUACUUCUAGCUGACUUAAUGGUGACUUCCCCUGUGAACUCAGACUUCCCUCUUUUAAUUCUGUUUAGUAAAAGACACUCAUAAAGAAGCAAUUUUAUUUUCCUAAUACAAAGGAGAAAGGUGUAAUUACGCUGAUGUCUGUGAACUGUGCUGCUUCCCACCCACUGAGUCUGUUUGCUUUCAUAUCUUCAUUAAGAGCCAUUGUCUUAAUGUCUCUCCUCGCCAUGCAAAUGGUGGAGAUGCUGUCUUUCUUAGAGGAGCUUUUCACACUGAAACAGGACACAGAGCCAUUUUAUAUUGAGUCACAAAAGUGUCACCAGUAAAUUUUUUUAAUGCCAAGAAUUAGAACUGAA
Messenger RNA from Lontra canadensis (Northern American river otter), 3312 nucleotides. RefSeq names its product aspartate beta-hydroxylase (gene ASPH). Gene Ontology annotation, molecular function: peptidyl-aspartic acid 3-dioxygenase activity; protein binding. Gene Ontology annotation, cellular component: membrane; endoplasmic reticulum. Gene Ontology annotation, biological process: peptidyl-aspartic acid hydroxylation. The record is from RefSeq and is a predicted model, not a curated record. The coding region runs from base 229 to 2493 and encodes 754 amino acids. The transcript is spliced from 24 exons. NCBI's taxonomy places the organism in Eukaryota, Metazoa, Chordata, Mammalia, Carnivora, Mustelidae.